Molecule: messenger RNA, 1050 nt
Organism: Candidozyma haemuli
Lineage: Eukaryota; Fungi; Ascomycota; Pichiomycetes; Serinales; Metschnikowiaceae
Exons: 1
Coding region: 1-1050 (349 amino acids)
Biological process (GO): spliceosomal tri-snRNP complex assembly
Source: RefSeq, a predicted model, not a curated record
AUGAGCAGUGGUCCUCCUCUUGGAACUCUAUGGAUUGAACUGCUACCACAGACAAAUCCUGAGUAUGUCAUUGGAAUUGAUACUGCUUUCUUUAACGUGAAUGAAGUCUUCAAAGGACUCAAGGCAAUUCCUCCAGGACUCCAUCUUUUCCACUACUCUGAAGGUGAUGAUAUGAGAGCAGGAUGGUGGUUUGAAAUCCACGAACACCAGGUGGUAUCGAUAUAUUGGGACUGUGAAUUGGAAAGGUUUAUGACGAAGGCAGUUGAUAUGGAGAAGGUUGCCAAUGGAUACCAGUUUAUGGUGCUGUAUCCUGAAGAUAUUGAUAACUGGACUAGGCUCACUAGACAUAUACAGAUGUCUGAUCUUGAGACGAUAGGACCAAAGUUUCCUGAGCCUGUUACUACAGCUACGCCUCUGAAGGAGGAGAAUAUUGUUCUUGCACAAACAUUGAGGGAAAGAGACCCCAAACAAGAGUUUGAGGACCAGUCGUCGUCAGAACUAGGUUAUACUAUAGUGCAGUUCAGAGAUACAGGAGCAAGAGACGGUCAAAGCGAUGAAGAUGUAACCAGGAACGCUCUAGAUCGGUCGUGGCAGCUCGAUAAACUUUAUUGUUCGCCCAGACACGUCAUGUCUGAGCUACAAGUAUCCUUUAUUUAUUUUUGCGUGAUUGCAAACCUAUGUUCAUGUACUCAAUGGCUUCUGUUGCUACGGUUAGUGCUGCUGAGUGAAAAUUUCCUUCAAAAGGACAAACAGUCAGCUAAUGCAUUGCUUGAGUUGUUUUUAGCACAGCUCCAGAAGAUUCCCGAAGAGUAUAUGGGCACAACUGAGCUAGGAGUAGUCGACAUGAAGCAGUUUGUUGAAGUCCUAGAAAAGCUCAGCUCCAUAUUUAAAGGCAACGAAAGAUGGCAGGCCAUGGAUUCCACUUGCCAGAGCCGAUUUGGAAUCCACAUUCGAAACCUUGAAACUCUGUUUGACGCAGACAACUUUGAGAUAUAUAAUCUAGACGAUCACGAUGCAGAUGACGAAGAUGCGCCUUUGGUGGUGAGUUAA